Messenger RNA from Elephantulus edwardii (Cape elephant shrew), 410 nucleotides. RefSeq names its product lin-52 homolog (C. elegans) (gene LIN52). The coding region runs from base 1 to 351 and encodes 116 amino acids. The record is from RefSeq and is a predicted model, not a curated record. Gene Ontology annotation, cellular component: DRM complex. The transcript is spliced from 6 exons. NCBI's taxonomy places the organism in Eukaryota, Metazoa, Chordata, Mammalia, Macroscelidea, Macroscelididae. Gene Ontology annotation, biological process: regulation of DNA-templated transcription.
AUGAGUAGGAAGAUGGCGUCUCCCACGGACGGGACAGAUCUGGAAACAUCUUUGCUAAGUUUUGAAAAACUUGACCGUGCCUCCCCAGACCUUUGGCCAGAACAAUUACCAGGUGUUGCUGAGUUUGCAGCUUCCUUCAAAAGUCCCAUUACUAGCUCUCCACCGAAAUGGAUGGCUGAAAUAGAGCGGGACGAUAUUGACAUGUUGAAAGAACUGGGCAGUCUGACCACGGCUAACUUGAUGGAGAAGGUACGAGGUCUACAGAACCUGGCCUAUCAGCUGGGCCUGGAUGAGUCCAGAGAGAUGACCCGGGGGAAGUUCCUCAACAUCCUAGAGAAGCCCAAGAAGUAGCAGCUGCCGGUGGCCAUGGUGUCCUGGGAACUGUGGCCGCCAUGCCAGCUUCCCGGUGC